AUGUCUUCUUCUUCUUCUUCUCGUCUUGCACUAGGGCUCCUCGCCGUCUUUUUCUUAAUCAUCUCAUUGUUCACAGCUCAAGCCACUGUCCCUGCUUCCAAGACCUUCAAAUUCAUAAACCAAGGCGAAAUUGGCCAAUACAUUGUAGAAUACGGCGCAGAUUACCGUGUCACAGAUCUCCAAACAUUUCCCUUCGCUCUCUGUUUCUACAAUACCACUCCCAAUGCCUUCACUCUUGGCCUUCGAAUGGGCAACCGUCAUUCCGAGUCAAUCAUGCGUUGGGUUUGGGAUGCCAACCGUGGAAACCCAGUUCACGAAAACGCCACUCUAACCUUCGGCACCGACGGCAAUCUCGUCCUGGCCGACGUCGACGGUAGUGUCGCGUGGCAAACCGGCACCGCCAACAAGGGUGUCGUUGGGCUAAGACUCUUCUCCAACGGCAACUUGGUAUUAUACGAUCAGAAGGGAAGGUUUGUUUGGGAAAGCUUUGAUCACCCAACUGAUACACUCUUAGUGGGCCAAUCACUUCGUCCAGGGGGACCCAACAAGCUUAUUAGUCGUCUCUCUGCCGUUGAUGGCUCAGAAGGAACUUUCAGGUUUGAAUUGGAGAAGAUACGGUGGGCCAUGUACAUGAAGAGUAAGAAUUCUGUUAAGCCCUUACUUUAUUAUCCUCACCCUAAGUUUACAUAUGAAAAGGGUGCAACGUUGACACGUUUGCGCUUCAAUAGUGAACCUGAUACGAAAGAAAACAAUGCUUUUGAUUUGAUGUUGGAGUUGGAGAUCAAUAAUGUGUCGUCCGGGAGUUCUUUCUUAGCCCGGCCAAAGUAUAACGGGACUCUUUCUAUGCUAAGAUUGGGAUAUGAUGGUAAUUUAAAUAUCUACACUUACUAUGACAAAGUUGAUUGGGGUGCAUGGGAGACCACCUUUAGUCUCUUUGAAAGGAAAGGGAGGGAGAGAGGGAGGGAGAGUGAAUGCCAGUUACCUACAAGAUGUGGGUCAUUGGGAGUUUGUGAAGAUGAUCAAUGUGUGGCUUGUCCUACUCAAAAGGGCAUGGUGGGGUGGAGCAAGAGCUGUGCAACACCUGUGUUGCCUUCUUGUAACAAGGGUAAGGGUGGGGCCAAGGUGGAUUAUUAUAAAGUUGUGGGUGUGGAGCACUUUAUGAAUGGGUAUACAGAGGGAGAUGGGCCUAUGAAGGUGGUUGAGUGUAGGGAUAAGUGUAGUAAAGAUUGUGGAUGUUUGGGUUUCUUUUACAGGGAAGAAUCCUCUAAGUGUUUGCUGGCUCCUGAGCUUGGCACUCUCGAAAAAGUCUCCAACACCACUCAUGUUGCUUUCAUUAAGUUCUCUAAAUAAGCUUCGGUUUCUUUCCCUUUUAGUUUUCUUUUGUAUUGGUUUCUUG
Molecule: messenger RNA, 1396 nt
Organism: Telopea speciosissima
Lineage: Eukaryota; Viridiplantae; Streptophyta; Magnoliopsida; Proteales; Proteaceae
Product: epidermis-specific secreted glycoprotein EP1-like
Exons: 1
Coding region: 1-1350 (449 amino acids)
Source: RefSeq, a predicted model, not a curated record